Molecule: messenger RNA, 3067 nt
Organism: Formica exsecta
Lineage: Eukaryota; Metazoa; Arthropoda; Insecta; Hymenoptera; Formicidae
Gene: Hmgs
Product: hydroxymethylglutaryl-CoA synthase 1
Exons: 2
Coding region: 428-1795 (455 amino acids)
Biological process (GO): acetyl-CoA metabolic process
Molecular function (GO): hydroxymethylglutaryl-CoA synthase activity
Source: RefSeq, a predicted model, not a curated record
UAAGACGCGGCGCGAGCGCGCUGCGAGCGCAUUCGCUCGCGAGAGCUCGGCUGUGUACAGUGACACGUGUCGCGCCACGUGACCACGCGAUCAGACACGAGCGACGACGAGCACGAGUAACCUCGCGCUGACCGACCGGCCGACUUACGGAACGGAAGACGAGCUUCAAAGCACGCAAUCGAAAGUCAUUCGACGACGGCGGCGAACGACCGGAAUUUUCACCGAGCUCCGAGUUUCACUUCUAACCUGAAUACGACGGCGUCCGCGCGCGCGCUUGUGUGCGUCUCCUCAUACCAACCGACGACUUGGCCAGCGAAGGAUUAUAUACGUACGCACUCGCCCUUUAAAGGUGAUUACAUAAACCUCCUCCCAAGGAAGAGAGAGACAUCGUUUCCCGAGGAUCCAUCAACCUGAGCAUUCAACCGACAUGUGGCCGAAGGACGUUGGCAUUCGGGCGCUGGAGGUGUACUUCCCGGCGCAGUACGUGGAGCAGACGGAGCUGGAGGCAUAUGAUGGCGUUUCCGCGGGCAAGUACACGAUAGGUCUCGGCCAGUCGCGGAUGGGUUUCUGUAACGAUCGGGAGGACAUCAACUCGUUGUGCCUGACCGUGACGCACCGGCUGCUGGAGCGUCAUGGAAUCGAGCCGCGUGACAUCGGUAGACUGGAGGUAGGCACCGAGACGAUCCUCGAUAAGAGCAAGUCGGUCAAGUCCGUGCUGAUGCAGCUGUUUGAACCGCACGGCUGCACCGACAUCGAGGGCGCGGACACCACCAACGCCUGCUACGGCGGCACCGCCGCUCUCUUCAACGCCGUUGCCUGGAUAGAGAGCAGCGCCUGGGACGGCAGACUCGCUCUGGUCAUCGCGGCUGAUAACGCCGUGUACGAGGCGGGCAGCGCUAGACCCACUGGAGGCGCGGGCGCGAUCGCUAUCCUGGUAGGUCCCAACGCGCCCCUCGUGUUUGACCGCGGUCUCCGUGCGUCUUGUAUGCGACACGCAUACGACUUCUACAAGCCAGAUCUGCGAUCUGAGUAUCCGGUUGUAGACGGCAAGCUAUCGAUUCAGUGCUACUUGAGCGCCCUAGAUAGCUGUUACCAGCAGUACUGCGAUAAGGUCAGGCAGAAGGAUCCCGCUGGCGAUCCCGUAACAUUGGCCAGCUUCGACGCGUUCCUCUUUCACUCGCCCUACUGCAAACUCGUGCAGAAAUCCUUCGCCCGACUGGCCUUCGUUGAUUUUCUCAACACGCCGAAGGAUCGGCUCUGCGACCGCUACAAGGACGCGGCGAGCUUCCACGCCGCCAAACUCGAGGACACCUACUUCGAUCGGGGCAUCGAGAAAGUCUUCAUGCAACUGAGUAAGGCGGAUUUUGAGCGAAAGACUCGACCCAGUCUGUUGAUAGCGAAUCAAGUCGGAAAUAUGUACACACCGUCCGUCUACUCCAGUUUAGUGUCGUUACUUGUAUCGAAACCGAUAAGUGAAUUGGCCGGCAACAAGAUCGGCGUGUUCUCAUACGGGUCGGGUCUCUGCUCCAGCAUGUACUCGUUGACGGUGACGAGAGACACGCGGCACGGUUCUGACCUGUCCAAGAUCAUCACCGCUCUCUCUUAUGUUAAACCGCAAUUGGAAGGACGUCACUGCGUCUCCCCGGCAGACUACACCAGGGUCUUGGCAUCGAGGGAACACAAUUGUCACGUUGUGCCAUUCACCCCGGAGAAUAGUAUAGACGACAUGUUUCCGGGAACGUAUUACUUGACCCAGGUGGACGAAAAAUACAGGAGGACUUAUAAGAGAGUAUGAAAACGGCGUAUUAGACUUCAAGGUUUAGGAUUAUUUAUAGUCAAUUUUCUUCCCAAAAUGUGUAAAAUGAAAGGCACCAAGUUUUACUUGACUGUACAACUUGUAAUUGCUGUAACAGCAAUCCUAUAAUAUUGGUGGAUGAGAAACGCCGUCGUAUCAAAAAUUCAUCGAAUCUGAGUCUUCCUGACAAUUACUUUUUCUUCUUCUAUAUACAUCUUAAUAUAUUAUUUUUUUAUCACACAUUAAAAAAUGCGAAUCUAUUAUUUAAUACGAUUCACAAGAGAAGAGUGCAAUACAUGAUACAAUAGCAAUCGAUCAUGUAAUAUUCUUUACGAAUAUAAUUAACGCAGAAUAUAUAUGUCGCGUGGAACAAGUCGUUAAUAAAAGAAUUUCUUAGGCGUGGGUUUAUGUAAUUUUCAUGAAAAACAUUUCGAGAAAGAACAUUAUCCGCUCAUCUUGUUCGCUAAUUUACGCAGAAUCAAACUUUUACUCAAUGUCAACGUUCCUUACAUCGUCAAUUACGCGAAUAUGCUUUCAAAUAUAAUCUAUACAAUUCAAAUAUAAUCUAUAAUAAGCCGAAGCUUAUUUAUCAUGUUGUAGUUUGUUAACACUUAUGUUUUUAUAAAUCAAUGAUAUAUUUGCAUUGACAUAGAAAGCAGCAUUGCGCAAAGUGCCUUAUACAGAUUAUUCUUACAUAUAAUAAAGAAAAAAGAUUCAAGAAAUUUUUUAUACAUUUAUGUGCUCGAAUGCUAUUUUCAGCUCCUUUAAGGAUAUACAUGUAUAAAUGUAUAAGUAAGUAAGCUGGUAGAGCAGAAAUGUUAUAUAAAAAUCCUGGCUUAUGAUAUUUAAAUUUUAUAAAUGAUAUUUAAUUUAAAUUUUAAUAGAUAUAUAUAUAUAUAAUAAUUAAUUAAACGGAGAUUAUUUUUCCCGGUUUAUAUAUCUAUAUAUCAGUUUGUUGUUUAUUUGCGAUCAAUCUUGUUAAGUAUCUCUACACUAUAUUGAGCUGAAUUAUGUCUUCUCUACCUCGUUUUCCUUAUUUUAUACGCCUGUUGAUUCUGCAAUGAAAUAUUAUCUUAACACAAUAAAACCAAAUAAAUAUGAUUAUUAUAGUUAGUAUUCUAUACGCUGAGAAUUUACACGAUGCGCGCGUGUGUAUACGGCCUUGUAUUUACAAUUUAUGAUGUAUGGCCUUAUAAUGUUAUUUAUAUACGUAUGCGGUAGUCAUAUAUAGUAUGUCUGUUUAUACUGAAAUAAAUACAAUUAUCUGAAUUA